Messenger RNA from Thelazia callipaeda (thelaziosis nematode), 266 nucleotides. NCBI's taxonomy places the organism in Eukaryota, Metazoa, Nematoda, Chromadorea, Rhabditida, Thelaziidae. The record is from the annotation of a GenBank genome assembly.
AUGAGUAGUCAAGUGUCACGUACGUGGGCUUCUGUUUCCAGAACUGGUAUUUGCCACUCUUCAUUUACAUCACACAAACAGAAGUAUUUGUGGGUUUGUUCGCUGAUACACUCUCGAAUUAUCUUCUUCGCCGUACAGAUUUUGUUAAUUGUUCUGUCAUUUGUCACAUUCGGUUACGCUUCAUUCAUUCCGGUAAAAUCUGUCAAUGAAAAAGGGUGUUGGAUUGUUCUUGCUUACAUCAGCUUGAUUGGGUUCGUUAUCUGAUU